AUGAUUCAAAAAUUCACUUGUGUACCUAAAUCAAAUUACGACAUAACAAUAAUUUCAAAUGGGACGAUAUCUCAAAUUCAAUCAAAAUUACUUGAAAUUCAAUUUGAUAUUGAAAUUAAUCAAUGUUCAAACAUAACUUAUUUAAAUUCGAUCUCAAAUCUCAUUGGUUUUUUAAAAAGUAAGAAUGAUGGUGUGAAUGGUCUGAAUGGUCUGAAUGGUGUGAAUGGUCUGAAUGGUCUGAAUGGUGUGAAUGGUAUCUAUUAUGGUAAAUUCAUAUUUAUGUUUUUUAACAAUAUGGAAUAUAUUCAAAAAUUUUUAAUUGAAUGUAUUGAUUAUUAUCAUAAAGAGAAAUUGGGAAAGUUAGAUAAUGUUUAUUUUUAUUUUGAUUCCAGUGUAAUUGAUACUGAAGAUUUUCCAUUUGUUACUAUUGUUAACAUAAUUAAUGAUAUUAUUAAAAAGGUUAAUUUUCUAGUUAAUAAUAUUAAAAAUGUAUUUAUUGAUGAUUUACAAUUUGAUGGUGAGAGAAGAAUAUGUAUUCAGUACUUAAUUAGAAAUUAUCCAAAUAUUGAAAAAGUAAAUUUAUCAAGUCAUUCAAAUUUAUUAAUGAAUGAUAUGAUAUUUACUUAA
Messenger RNA from Insectozyma verbasci, 627 nucleotides. The record is from the annotation of a GenBank genome assembly. NCBI's taxonomy places the organism in Eukaryota, Fungi, Ascomycota, Pichiomycetes, Serinales, Debaryomycetaceae.